AUGAGGAGUCUAUUCGCAGCUGCUCAGGCCCUCCUCCUGGUCGGGGUCGCCCGCGCCGCCGUCGCCGAUAACUCGGCCGCGGACAAGUGCCCCGGAUAUGCGGCCUCCAACGUCAAGACCACGGCCCACGGCCUCACCGCCGACCUUACGCUCGCCGGCCCGGCCUGCAACGCUUUUGGCCGCGACCUGGAGAACCUCAAGCUCACCGUCAGCUACGACACCGGUCAGUCAUCCGCAGCUGAACGCAUCCACGUCCAGAUCGUCGACGUCGACGAGCAGGUCUACCAGGUGCCCGAGUCCGUCUUCCCGCGGCCCCCUCCUCCUCCAGCGUCCGGCUGCCACAGUGCCCGUGCCUCCUCCGCGCUCACCUUCAACUACACCGCCUCCCCCUUCUCCUUCGCCGUCGCGCGCGCCGCCACCGGCGAGGUCCUUUUCGACUCCUCCGCCGCGCCGCUCGUCUUCGAGUCGCAGUACCUCCGCCUGCGCACCCGUCUUCCCCCCUCCCCGAACCUCUACGGCCUCGGCGAGCACACUGACUCCCUCCGCCUGCCAACCACCAGCUACGUGCGCACCCUCUGGAACCUCGAUAACCCGGGCGUCGGCCAGCGCCAGAACCUGUACGGCAGCCACCCGGUGUACUAUGACCACCGCGCCGGCGGCACCACCCACGGCGUGUUCCUGCUCAACUCCAACGGCAUGGACGUCAAGAUCGACGUCGACGCGGAGGGCGAGCAGUAUCUCGAGUACAACACCAUCGGCGGCGUGCUUGACUUUUACUUCCUGGCCGGGCCCUCGCCGAUCGACGUGAGCAAGCAGUACGCGCAGGUGGCCGGUCUACCGGCCCUGGCGCCGUACUCGGGCCUGGGCUUCCACAACUGCCGAUGGGGAUAUACGAGCAUCGACGAGGUUGCAGAGGUCGUCGCCAACUAUAGCGCCGCUAACAUUCCUCUCGAGACCAUGUGGACGGACAUUGACUACAUGGAUGGACGUGCUGUCUUUGCCCUCGACCCUAUAAACUUCCCCCUCGACAAGGUCCGCCGCUUCGUCCAGGACCUGCACGACCGCGGCCAAAAGUACGUCAUGAUGGUCGACCCGGCCGUCGCCGCCAAGGACUACCCGCCCUACCACCGCGGCGUCGACUGCUCCGCCUUCAUGACCUUCCGCGGCGAGGUCUACCGCGGCGAGGUCUGGCCCGGCCCGGCCGCCUACCCGGACUGGUUCGCCGCCAACGCCUCCGACUACUGGGCCGGCGAGUUUGCGCGCUUCUUCGACCCCGCCACCGGCGUCGACAUUGACUACCUCUGGAUCGACAUGAACGAGCCCUCCAACUUUUGCGAGUUUCCCUGCGAGCACCUGCUGCCGCGCCGCGGGGUCUCCCAACAGCAUGUCAUCGCACCCGGAACCCGCAAGGGCCUGCCGGGCCGCGACCUGCUGUACCCGCCGUACCGCAUCGACAAUGCCGACGGCGACCUGUCCAGCAAGACCGCCCGCCCGGACCUCCUCCACGCCAACGGGCUGACCCUCUACGACACGCACAACCUCUACGGCAGCAUGAUGUCCUCCGCCUCGCGCGCCGCCAUGCUCGCCCGCCGCCCCGGCCUCCGGCCCCUCGUCGUCACCCGGUCCACCUUUGCCGGCGCCGGCGCGCACGUCGCCCACUGGCUCGGCGACAACGCCUCCACCUGGCGGCACUACCUAUGGAGCGUGCGCGGCAUGCUCGCCUUCUCCGCGCUCUUCCAGGUGCCCGUCGUCGGCUCCGACGUGUGUGGCUUCGGCGAUGACACGACGGAAGCGCUGUGUGCGCGCUGGGCGAUGCUGGGCGCGUUCCAGCCGUUUUACCGCAACCACAACGCGAUCAACACGACAUCGCAGGAGUUUUACCGGUGGGAGUCGGUGGCGCAAGCCGCCCGCAAGGCCAUCGACGUCCGCUACCGCCUGCUGGACUACUUCUACACGGCGCUGCAGAGACAGUCGGCGGACGGCACGCCCUGCCUGAGGCCCAUGUUCUUUGCGUACCCCGGCGACGAGCGGACGUUUGCCCUGGACGCGCAGUUCUUCUACGGGCCGGCGCUGCUGGUCGCGCCGGUGGUGGAGGAGAGCAGCACAGAGGCGAGGUUCUACCUGCCAAGGGACGUCUUCUACGACUUUUACACGCACGAGCGGGUGCUCGGGGAGGGGGAGGUGGUGACCCGCGAGGACCAGCAGCUGGACGAUAUCCCGCUGUUCUGGCGCGGGGGGAGCGUGGUGCCGGUGCGUGUGCGCGCGGGGAUGACGACGGCCGAGGUGCGCGGACAGGACUUUGAGCUGCUGGUGGCGCCGGACGCGGAGGGUGCGGCGGAGGGAAGCUUGUACCUGGACGACGGCGAGUCGGAGGACCAGCGGGGAAGGGUCACGCGGGUCGACUUUGCGUACGAGGGCGGCGUGCUGCGCGCAAACGGCACGUUCAAGUACGUUACCGGGAGCGUCAUCAGCAAGGUGACCGUGCUCGGCGGCGGGAAAAGGGCUGCUGCCGAUGACAAGGCGAGCAACUCGGUCGAGGUCAAGCAGCCUCUCUCUGGACCUUUCAAGAUUGACGUGGCCAAGCUGAUGACUAGCAAGUAG
Messenger RNA from Cordyceps fumosorosea ARSEF 2679, 2601 nucleotides. RefSeq names its product glycoside hydrolase family 31 protein. The transcript is spliced from 3 exons. The record is from RefSeq and is a predicted model, not a curated record. NCBI's taxonomy places the organism in Eukaryota, Fungi, Ascomycota, Sordariomycetes, Hypocreales, Cordycipitaceae. Gene Ontology annotation, biological process: carbohydrate metabolic process. Gene Ontology annotation, molecular function: carbohydrate binding; hydrolase activity, hydrolyzing O-glycosyl compounds. The coding region runs from base 1 to 2601 and encodes 866 amino acids.